AUGUCGGGCUGGACCACCAUCUGGGUCCUCAUUGCGGCCGUUGCGGCAGGCUCGGGAACAUGGUUUGCAACGCCAAAGGGCCCAAACCAGGUCCUGAUCCGAUCGUCGACACUCUUGACGCUGACAUGCUGCUACGUCAUGUGGGCCAUCGUCUACCUCGCUCAGCUUCAUCCCAUGAUCAAACCGACGCGCUCCGACGUGCGAUUCCUCGACGAGUGA
Molecule: messenger RNA, 219 nt
Organism: Acaromyces ingoldii
Lineage: Eukaryota; Fungi; Basidiomycota; Exobasidiomycetes; Exobasidiales; Cryptobasidiaceae
Exons: 3
Coding region: 1-219 (72 amino acids)
Biological process (GO): proton transmembrane transport; vacuolar acidification
Cellular component (GO): vacuolar proton-transporting V-type ATPase, V0 domain
Molecular function (GO): proton-transporting ATPase activity, rotational mechanism
Source: RefSeq, a predicted model, not a curated record